AGAAGCUGCGAGUUCGACAGAAUCCCCUUGGGAAGUCAAGAACGACUGCAAGACUUAGCGAAAGGCUGCAACUGGUACAAGAAGACACAAAAAACCUUUUCAGUGAAAAGUGAAAACACGAUGCAACCCACAAAGCACGGCGACAAGUCUUGUGAAAAAGAGAGUAAACUACCUUUGCUGUCGGCUAACACAGUACAAUACGAUGCUAGUAUAGCAUCAUGCCUGCGCCUUCUGCUCCGCCUGGCCUGCCGGACACGUCCGCGCGUAGCCUCUAAGAUGGCAUACUCCUUAUUCCUUUCCUGGCAGUUCAUCGGGCUAGUUGUAUUCUACGUACCGCGUGGCGUUGCGUGUUGUCUGGACGAGGAGGCGGCCACUCAUGGAUGUAACGACUCCAUAGUGUUCCCAUAUGACAAAGAAAUCGAGCUGGUGUGGAUGGUGUCUCAUGUGGCGAACAUUAUUAUUUGUCUUGGUGCAUUACUCAUGUACAAAGGUGUCUCCGGUAUGAGACGUGUCAUGAAAAAAUUGAUCAGAAACCCAAACUUUUGGAUCUUAAUGUUUAUAUGUUUGUUAUCAGCAGCUAGCGCGUUUAUAAUUGUCCUAAAGACAAAAUACGAAGAAGUUAGUGGUGUGGGCUUUGGGAUCUUUGCAUCGUUUUGUUUUCAGUACGCUGUUAUGGCUACUAUGGUACCAAUACUCAACUAUACCAUCAUCUCAAAGGAGUGCUUUUACCGUCAAAAAUGGAUCAUUAAAGCCAAUCUAUUUCUUAUGUUCCUGGUAAACUUCACCAUGUUUGUUUUGGGCUCAGUGCAACUGGGAUUCCAUGUCUCGGGGCUUCCUGGAAUUGAGGAUACGCGACUGCCCAGCAAGUUCGCCAGUUUGUUCCUGAUACUUCGUAGGUUUACCAAUGUGAUGUUUUAUUACACCGUUGAAAAGUUUUUCUGGUUCAAGAUGUUUCAUGAUGGCAAGGAUAUUUUGAGUCACAUGGAAUGUCUUGAUGAACACGAGCAGGUUGAACUGCAAAAUCAACCAUAAAAGCAGAAAUAUCCCAUAAGAAUGACCCAGUAAAGUAUUUACGACGAAAGGAACACGAGGAAUAAGGGAACAGUAUAUUCAAUUUAUUUUCCUCUAACAAACAUGAAUGGCAAAUUUAAAAUACCUCUACAGCAAAUUCCAUCCCACCAGUGAUUAUAAUCAAUGACUGUCCCUUUUUAAAUGGUUUUAAAAAGCCUAGGGCAAGCGCACAUGAUGCCUGUGAUAAUAUAAAACGUUAGGAUUUGUGUCUCUUGUAACGUAAAGUUCAGAAAAAACGUUGUAAACAUCUAAUUCCUGCAAGUUUACGUAGGAAUGAUGCAAAAAUUGAAUCCGGAACUGUCUCUCGGGCCCAAAAAUGCCACAUCGUUUUCGAAUGGAAAACCUACUAGAAUUUCAAACGAAUAGAAAAUUGAAAAUAGAAAAUCAGCUAUACCGAUACAAACAUCUUUAAGCUGUGUUCACAAGGUGUUACUUGGAGUGACGGUGAGCCGUCUGUACAUACAGCGUGCAACAUGCAAUUACAGGCCUUGUGCAAGGAGAUAAGUUUUAUUUUUAGGUGUUAAGGCACGUGCCCCCUGUGCCCAACACCCUGCUAUGGUCCAGAGGAACACUUUUUUAUAGUUUUUAUUAUAACAUUCCAGAUAAUUAUUACAUAAAUAUGCAUAAGAAAGAACAUAUUCUUUGUUAGCUUCGUCGUCAUUGGAACAUUUCUAUGAGCCAGAGGAACACUUCUUUUUUAUAGUUUUUAUUAUAACAUUUCAGAUAAUUAUUACAUAAAUAUGCAUAAGAAAGAACAUAUUCUUUGUUAGCUUCGUCGUCAUUGGAACAUUUCUAUGAGCCAGAGGAACACUUCUUUUUUAUAGUUUUUAUUAUAACAUUUCAGAUAAUUAUUACAUAAAUAUGCAUAAGAAAGAACAUAUUCUUCGUUAGCUUCAUCGUCCCUGGAACAUUUCUAUGAGUAUAGAAAAGACUUCUUGCUUCUAAACAAUAGAAAAAUGGAAGAUGGAAUUAAAUAGAUAAAAAUUAAAUUUAAAUUAAAUAAAAAAAAAUAAAAAGAGCUUUCAUUCUGUAGAUAUCGACUAUCACCAAUGCUACAUGGGAGAUGAAAUGGAAUAGAUAAAAAUAGAAGUUGUCCAAAGAUUCUUCUAACAUUCUAUGGUAGGCGGCGAAAGUUAUUCAACAAUAAACCUAUUCAAUACAUAAAAGGAUAUCUUCACUUUACUUAACUCUGUACCUUACCGUCAACUGAUCAUAAUAAAUUCAAGAAACUGAAA
Messenger RNA from Nematostella vectensis (starlet sea anemone), 2306 nucleotides. RefSeq lists its product as uncharacterized. Lineage: Eukaryota; Metazoa; Cnidaria; Anthozoa; Actiniaria; Edwardsiidae. The transcript has 2 exons. The record is from RefSeq and is a predicted model, not a curated record. Bases 121 to 1032 code for a protein of 303 amino acids.